Molecule: messenger RNA, 2556 nt
Organism: Diuraphis noxia (Russian wheat aphid)
Lineage: Eukaryota; Metazoa; Arthropoda; Insecta; Hemiptera; Aphididae
Biological process (GO): DNA integration
Molecular function (GO): nucleic acid binding
Source: RefSeq, a predicted model, not a curated record
AUGUACCGUCAAGUGGUAGUGGCACCAGAGGACAGGGACCUCCAGCUAAUUCUUUAUCGGAAAAGUCCUACUGAGAAGUUACAAGAAUACAGACUAUGUACUGUAACAUAUGGCACGAAAUCAGCAUCGUAUUUGGCUACUCGUUGUCUAGCUGAGAUAGGAAAAUGCACAGACGAUCCCAAAUUAAGUCGAGUAAUCACUCAAGACUUUUAUGUUGAUGAUCUCCUGAGUGGCGGAGUAUCUGAAGACGAAUGUUUUCAAAUCUAUAGUUUGCUGUUGACGMUUUUCAAUCCAGCUGGAUUUUCACUUCGUAAAUGGUGCUCCAAUUCAGUCAAUCUUAUCAGCCAAAUACCCACAGCAUGCAAUGACCCAACUUUUGUAUUAAAAGUCAAUGAAGACGACAUGAUUACAGCUWUAGGCCUUACGUGGCAGCCCAUUACUGAUCAAUUUCGUUUUACGUUCAAGCAUUGGUCACCGCCGCCAAACAUGACAAAGCGUACAUUGUUAUCUGACAUCAACUCAGUCUAUGACCCCAUUGGCCUUAUAUCACCUGUACUCAUCCUUGGAAAAAUUUUCAUUCAACAAUUAUGGGGAAUGAAAAUGAACUGGGACGACAUUCUCCCAACUGAAUUGCAAUCUCGUUGGAUAAACUUCUACAAUUCACUUCAGUCUCUGCAUGAAUUAGCCAUACCACGUAAAGUUGUCGGUACUGCGGAAUCAAAGAUCACCAUUCAUGGAUUUUGUGACGCAUCACAGGAAGCCUUUGGUGCAUGCAUUUACUUGCAUUCCACCAGUCCCAAUGGUCAAGUACAAGUACUUAUCUUGGCAUCCAAAUCUCGUGUGGCUCCAAUGAAGGCUACUACCAUUCCUAGACUUGAACUGUGUGGUGCAGUAUUGCUGGCUGAACUGUUGCUUGAAGUAAAAAAUGAACUCAAUUGCUUAGGCAUGCAAUUUAAUACAAACGAUGUUCUGCUAUGGACUGAUUCAUCAAUUGCUUUGGCUUGGUUAAAAAAUGAAGUUCCCUUGCAAUCAUAUGUAGCAAACAGAGUAGCUCGAAUAUCAGACAUUACAACUUAUAUACAAUGGCGCCAUGUUGGUUCCAAGGAUAAUCCUGCUGAUUUAAUUACCAGAGGCACUCACCCAUCUACUCUGCCAUMCUUGUCAAUAUGGUGGAAUGGCCCAUCUUGGUUGCUUUCGGGUAGUGACUCAUGGCCUUGUAUUCCAGUGCUACCAUCAGAAAUCCCUGAAGUUCGUCCAGUAAAAUUAUUACUCACUAUAUCUCAGUCGUCCAAUUCUUGGUUACUGGAAAAGUAUUCGAGUUACAUGCAACUUAUACGCAUAACAGCUCUAGUCCAAAGAUUUGUACACAAUUGCAAAUUACAGAAACACAUGAAUCAACGUGUGACAGGUGCAUUGAGUAUACUUGACCUCAAGGUCUCCCGAGAAUUUUGGAUUUGCAAAAUUCAGUCUGAAGCUUAUCCCUUGGAGCUAAAAGCUUUUUCUUCAAUCUUACCCAUUCACCGGUCUAGCUGUUUAUUGAAGCUUAAUCCAUUCAUUGAUAGCAAUGGUAUUUUACGUGUAGGGGGUCGAUUAGCUUAUGCACCAAUAAGUGAUGACUCGAAAUUUCCAAUUGUUUUGCCACCGUCAUCAACAUUCACAAAAUUGUUAUUCAAAUAUGAACACUUAAGAUUAUUGCAUGUUGGUCCACAAGCACUGCUUGCACAUAUUCAAAUAAAUUAUUGGCCCAUCCGUGGACGAACUCUUGCCAGUCGUACCAUUCAUCAAUGCAUUCAAUGUUUCCGAACCAAUCCAAGAUCAAUAACACCAUUCAUGGCCCCACUACCUCGUCAACGAAUCACUAUUGAAAGACCGUUUUCUCAAUGUGGAGUGGAUUUCUGCGGCCCAAUAAUGAUUYGUAGUGGCAUUCAUCGUGUGAAGAGCGAAAAGGCGUAUAUUUCUGUAUUUGUGUGCUUGGUCACACGCGCAAUUCAUUUGGAGCUAGUUUUCUCUUUGACUGCCGAUGCAUUUUUAGCUACGCUAACCAGAUUCAUGUCUCGCCGUGGACAGUGCAAAAACCUGUUCAGUGAUAACGGCACAAAUUGUAUUGGUACGAAUCGCAAACUUAUGGCUCAAUUCCAGGAAAUUGCCAAGACUCAUAAAACUUCAUUGUUUCUUACUGAAAAAUCAAUUCAAUGGCAUUUCAUUCCACCCUCAGCACCUCAUUUUGGGGGUCUAUGGGAAGCUGCGGUUAAGUCUUCAAAACAGCUCCUGACCAAGAUUUCAUUAAAUGCAACAUUUACAUUUGAAGAAGCAACUACGUUAUUGUGCGGAAUAGAGGGAGUAUUAAAUUCUAGACCCAUGACUCCAUUAUCUAAUGAUCCAUCAGGCUGUCAAGCUUUAACACCCGCUCACUUCCUGAUUGGUGGAAUUAUCACCCUACCACCUGAUUCAGAUCUAUCAGCUGUUCCAAUGUCCAGACUUAAAAGAUUUGAAAUGACAAGUAUACGAUACAGUAAAAGACACAAUGUCAUAUUAGAACUUGGAAUACAAACAUAA